AUGAAGGGAAAGGGCGAAGAGAAAAACGAUCACUUUCAGAGCAGGUUCUACGAUAUAAAACAGGGUAAAGCUUCAAAUGGAACUGAUGAUUACCCAUACAGCUGGUCAGUAGAACCAUGGCAUCCUCCAACACAAAAGUAUAAGAGAGCGAAGGUGUGCAAGAACUUGGAUGGCACACUACAUGAGAACAUCGUAUGCCCUGUCAAUGUCACUGAAAUGCCCUUGAAGAGCCUUCCUGAUAUUCAAAGCACCGACUACGCCAUUGACCUUCUCAAGCAGUUUGCCUCAAGGUCACCAGCUUCCCCACCAUCUCGCAAGUCUACCAUGAAAGAGAAUGGUUCCUGUAUUUCUAAGGACCCUUCCCAGCCAUUCUUUUUAGGUGUUGGGUACCAUAAACCUCACAUACCUUUCAAGUAUCCUCAGGAGUACCAGGCUUUGUACCCUCUGGAAGAGGUGGAGAUUGCCUCUAACCCUGACCUGCCUCCUAAGCUACCACCCGUGGCAUUCGAGCCCUAUUUAAGCCUGAUGGAACGGGAAGACAUUGGUGCCCUCAAUAUCAGUUUUCCCUACGGUCCUAUACCUAGACCUUAUCAUUACCUACUGCGACAGAGUUACUACGCAGCUGCCACCUACACAGAUUUCCAGAUAGGAAGGUUACUUCAUGGCUUAGAAGAAAAUGGCUUUGCAAAUAAUACAAUAAUUGUAUUUGUUGGAGAUCAUGGAUGGCAGCUGGGUGAGCAUUCAGAAUGGUGUAAGUUCUCAAACUUUGAACUGGCCACACGGGUUCCGCUUAUGGUUCAUGUACCAGGAGUUGCAGAUAAACAAAUGACAAAGAAGUUUCCUCUGAGGAAUAUACUCGACAACAAGACGUUACGCGAAACAAGGUAUUCUCAUGGUCUGAAAGGGGGUAAAGUUGUGAAAGAAUUUGUUGAGUUGGUAGAUAUGUUCCCCUCUCUUGCAGAAUUAGCGGGACUUCCAGUCCCAAAUACUUGCCCUCCAAAUCCAUUUAAGGUUGAUUUUUGCACAGAAGGGGUAAGCUUUGCACCCCUCAUAAUGGGAGAUUUGUCAAGGAAAGGGAGUCCUUACACCCGAUGGAAGAAUGCUACCUUCAGUCAAUACCCAAGACCAGGGGAUGUGCCAACAUACCAGUCUGACCUCCCCCAUCUAGUCAACAUCACCAUAAUGGGUUAUUCCAUGCGCACUGUGGACUACCAUUUCACAGAGUGGAUUGGAUUCAACCAUUCAACUUUUCAGGGAGAUUGGGAGGAUGUUCAUGCGAGGGAGCUUUAUGUGUUGGCAACAGAUCCGCUUGAAAAUGACAACGUUGCAGACAAUUCAGACUUUUCUGACUUAGUCCAAGAUUUACACACAAGGCUCAAACGUGGAUGGAGGGAUUCUUUACCACUUUAACCACUUCACCUCAUCUCCUGUGAUGAAAGCAUAUUUGGUAAGAAUUGAAGAGUACAAUAGACAACCAUACAGGCCUUAAUUCUCAAAGGUGGGUCAGGGGUUGUAUUUGGUCCAUGGGCCAACAAUGAUGGGCCAACAAAUCCUGGGUGUUAAUUUAGCCCAAGGAGCAUUUAACAAAGGAUGCACAACCCAAGAGGGCUAUCUUUUAGCCCCUGCACGCCUAUAUCCGUUGGCGCAUGGGCUAAAUCAUGAACUGAAGGUUGCGCCUUAUACAUACAUGUAUAUUAGUGGUGCAAGUUAGGUGCCAUGUUCGAAUUUUGUUCGGUUUGGCAGGGUUUGACAUUCUUACCCCCUAACUCUGGUCAGGGUUUGGCAAUGAUAAUAAUAAGAUGCAACAUUUAUAUAGCGUUGAAUACAAAUGUUUCUAAGCGGUGUAUACUAUUACCCCGUCUUUAGCACGGCUGCCCUGAUCAGACGCGCGAGCAUUCAACAGGGACGCCACUUUUCCGUCUUUAUACGGAAUUCCGGCUUUUCCUGUUUUCUGUGUAUUAAAAAAAAUUGGAAAGUCCUCCUUUUCCCCUCUCUCUUUCGAUUGCGAUCGACCGAGUGAGAGAUAUUUCCCUGAGAUAUUUGGUAUUAUACAGUACAUAAUUUAUAAACAUGUGCACUACCCACUACGUUCAUUGAGUUAUGCUUUUAUCAAGGCUUUCUGAUUAGAAUUCUCGAUAUCCUGGCCAAUCAAUGUGAGCGACAAGUUCCGAACGCACGCACAUACAUGUAGACAAGCACAAAGCAGCGGCACGAAUUGCGAUAUAUAGCGACUGGUAAAUACGUCUGUAAGGAUGAUGACGUCAUCCAAGAUGGCAACUUACGAUGACCAAUGAAAGGAUCGAGGAUGACCAUGUUUUGAUCAUCAUUUGAAAGGAAUUAGCGGUAACUGCGGUCUAAGGUACGAUGUUUCUGAAUUUUAUACAUUUUCUCGUAAAUUUGGAUGUAAUUAUUUUUUUAUAAUGUGACAUUUUAUGUACAAAAAACGAUCUGAAAAUCGGGUUUCCGCCGAAUGUGAGAUCUAACAUUACUGCUGAUACGUUGUCUUCACGCACGGGCGAACAACUCCUCAGUUUAUGUAUUGGUGAGUGGAGCCAAUGCGUAUCAGCGGAACAACCAAAAUACAGAGACUGAAGCUUAUGGUCUAGCAUUCUAGGAGCAAAACACAACAACUACCGUCAGUUUUUCAAACCUUGACUUCAAAGUCAUUGAUCACAACCAGGUAAGAAGCCACUUGGUCCUGUCCCCCCUAAAUUUGAGGUGGGAGACGGACCCCCCUCCCCUUUUUUUUUUUGCUUGUCCAAUUUUUUUACCUGUGUCCAUCCCAAAAUUUCAGGUGGACCCCCCCCCCUAAAUUUGCCCCAAUUCACUAUUCUUGGACACUAAGUUUCAGUAUUUUUGGAGGACACCUAGUGGUAUCCCUGAUUCAAGAAAUUCUUUCCUACAUGGUAACCAUUUACUACACCUUGGUGGAGAGUGGCAGAUGCAGAUAAACACUUUGACAAAGGAGGCGAGUGUUGCGAUUGGAUUUGAACUCCGGACCUUGUGGUUCAAAGUCCAGAGAGUUAUCCACUGAGCCACAACACCUCUAUGCAUGACUAAACAAAUUAUGAAAUAACAAAUAAGAUUCUUAGCACCGAGCAACCUAAGCAUUUAUUGUGACAAGUGUCAAUAAUGGAUAUAUAAAGUAUCUUUGUUUUCUUUUUGGAACAAAAAUAAAAAUGAUCCCUUUGUUCAUUUUCAAUUAAAUAACAUUUCCAAAGGAAAAAAAUGAAAGUAGAGAAUGAGGGUAGAAAGAGAAAAGAACAGAAUGAAUAUUCUAUCAUUAUUUUAUCCAGAUAUGACUAAGAUUGAUUAAAUUGUCAUAGCAAAGCAAUGCAGCUACCCCAAUCAGAAAUGUGAUCUGUAAAGUUGUAACGUGAGACAACCUCCAAAUUCAUAUUCCACUCAUAUGACAUGUUCUCCAAAGCCCAUAUUUUCUUGAAAGUGGUUUCAUCUUGUUAUUUGCAACUAUAAAAAAGAUAGCUUAUCAAUUCCUUUUUGAUCCUGUAAGAUUGAUGCCAAGUGCUUUCAAGCACAUUACAAACACAGAAAGAAGUACAUGGGACUGUAGUGUUGUUGAUAUGCCACACAUGUGGCAUCAAUCGUUGGGUAACAAAGAUCACAUUAUAAUAUAAAUUCUCUGAACUCUCAAAAAUUAUUCAAAACUGAAUCAGGAAAUAACAAAAGUGAAUCACAAUAAAUAAUCUUUAAAAGGUGAAUUGUCAUCUUUUCAAUAUUAAACACAUAUGCUUUAUUUUUAUUUUCUUGUAAAAAAGCGACCAAUUAAAAGAUUUUUGUGUAUGGGUGAAUAGUCAGUAAGUGUAUAUUUCCAGUGAUAGGUACUAAAGGAAAUCCAAACAACUCAUCCAUGAUUCCUAUUAGUGUUUUUAUAUUGAUACCUAUCCCAGAAAAUGGAAAAUAUAGUUUGGCAUGCUAUUUUGGGCGACUAAGCUACUAUAUUUCUGACCUUUUCACAUCACUGACUGAAUUUGAGUCAGCUCCGUCACGUAAGGUCUGCACAAUUUUUAGAUUUUUUGUUACAAUUUAGUUAAUACAUCACACUCCCUACAUUACAUGCCAUGAACAUAAAGUAAUGUACUGUACUUCUAUGAAAGCGUAAUGAAAUCACGGUCAACAGUUUUUUGUUUGUUAUCUUUUAUGUAUAGAAAACCAUGCCACAGCAUAAAAUUGCGAAUUUCACGAAAAAAAAAAAAAUCUUUCCAUUCAUGUUCAUGAGCACAUGCCAUUGAGAUUGAAAAAAGUUUGAUAAAUUAAUCAAAGGGUGGUAUUUUAAUCUCAAUUUGUGAAUUGAAAUCUUAUCAGUCUUUUAAGUCUUUACCACAUUUUUAAAGAUUAGAUACGAGCUGACACAGUGUGAUGGAGAUGAUAGGGAGUUGCACAUCAGUGUGAUGGAGAUGAUGAAGUUGGCAGGUCAUGUGACGGGACUUAUUUUUCCAUUGAAGAUUCAAUGAGGAUAUCUAUUUUGACUUCUACUUCCUUAUCUUUUCAACAAUUUUUGUUCCAUCUUAUGGCGUUAGGCUUUUGUAGCAUCUUCACAUUUAUGAUCAUCGCUUUGUGUGAAUUUAUGCAAUUAUGCAAUCAUGUACAUGUAUGAUUAUUGCAUCGUGUGAAUUUAUGCAAUCAUGAAUUAAUUGCUCUAAUAAUUUUAUAGUUUCAUUUUGUGAUUACCUUCUUUUUGCUUCAUUUUAAUAAAUAAAUAAAUAAAGUACUUUUCAUUUCAUGAUAAAUCAAA
Molecule: messenger RNA, 4753 nt
Organism: Lytechinus pictus (painted urchin)
Lineage: Eukaryota; Metazoa; Echinodermata; Echinoidea; Temnopleuroida; Toxopneustidae
Product: iduronate 2-sulfatase-like
Exons: 5
Coding region: 1-1410 (469 amino acids)
Cellular component (GO): cytoplasm
Molecular function (GO): iduronate-2-sulfatase activity
Source: RefSeq, a predicted model, not a curated record